This is a messenger RNA of Orbicella faveolata, 2745 nucleotides long. RefSeq lists its product as uncharacterized. The record is from RefSeq and is a predicted model, not a curated record. Lineage: Eukaryota; Metazoa; Cnidaria; Anthozoa; Scleractinia; Merulinidae.
GAAGUCUGAAAAGUAAGUAACGUUGUUGCAACAUAUAAAAGUGAGCAGCACGUAGUGGUCGAAUGCGGCUACGUUUCAGCACGUGCCGCCGUGAAAACGAAGUUAAAAAGCCAUCAAUUUUUUAAGCGGUUGCAUAUGUCACGAUCAUAUGCAAGUAGUAUUUAGCAAUUUUCACUUAGAAAUGUGUCCUUGUACGUAAGAAUAAGUCUGCCGGUCUGACCCCAGAACCCCUUAUGUCUAUAGCUGUGUAUUAUACUAUAAAAUUACGUUACGCAACCCUCAUAUAAGCCCGGGGGAUGUACUCCCCGAAGUUUUUAGUGAGGUGUGUGUGGCUCUUUCCAUAAAACCUUACCUCAUUUCAGACCAAAAUAUGCAUUUUCGAAAUCCUACUUCACAGAACUGACACAAAAAUCAACAACCUACUUAAGACCUCUAAGGUUAAUAUAUCCAACACUAACCUGCGUUUCCCUGUAAAUAACCGGCAGUAAAUGUAUGUACGUCUGAGACACACAUGAGUUUAAGUAACCGGUCGAAAACGAGAGUGACGUCCCGAUUUUAAAGAGAGAAAAUAGUUUCAGCAAAAUAGCAUACCGAAUUCCUGGCCAGAGUCAGUGUCAACCAUACCCCAUUUUAGACCAAAGUGGUCAAAAUCUAUACAUUAUUUCAGACUGAGACGGCUCAGGUAAAACUAUACCCUUUGAGUAACGCACAGGUUAUAUAACUUAUGUGAGUGAGUACCCCGUCCCCCCGGGAAAAGCAAGGAAGCAAGCUAGUCGCGUAAGCCCUUCCUGCGCCUUUGUAAGUAUUAUUAAUGUACUGGAAAGAUAACGAUGCCCGAGAAGACCAAAGAAGGACAGUCUGAGACGCAGAAAUAGAGAGAAGCGUAGGCACGGGUUAAAGCGAGCAUAAAAUCUCUUUGGGCGUAUCAAAUUUAAUAACGUGUUAUUUCCGUCUGGGGUUGGUCAUCGGCUCUCAUGGGUAAUGUUAUCUGUCAGAGUGCGUCAUGAUGUGGGAAGAAACAUCCUUGGUGCGACAAAUAAAUACACUCUCGUGGAACAAGUGCGAUUCACAUUUGUCGUCUUAAUUGUAUUGAUUGAACUGAGAAACGCGCGCGAUGAUCACCCAGCGUUUUCUUGGUGCCUUUUUAGUCCUUUGCACUGGAGUCUGCUGGUCUCACGGAAAAGCUCCAGCAAAUUUUACAGAAUACAACACAUUAUCUGCUGCCGAAACUUCCAAAGGUGGAGCUCAAUUCAUACUUGGCUCUUCGCACAGACAAGAUCAGCCGUUAAACACAUGGGAAUGUGAAAGAGUAACGGCCGUCCCAUCACGUGUUCGUAGUGAAUAUCGCCUGAGUGGUUUCUACCGGAAGUAUCUGCACGCCUACGGCAUUCCCAUCAUCAGUUCCGGUUUAGCCCAAGACGCUGCUCUCCGGAGAGCUUGCUAUGUCGUUGUUUUUCUCUUCGCUGAUCGUCUGGACAUUCGCACGUGGUUUUACAGGAGGUAUGGACGUGCAGGUGUGAUUGCGUCCAGAGAGGGUGUCACGAGUAUCCCUGAGCACUCAUGGCUUGGGAGCUGGUGGAACCAACGGGCCAGGGGCCUGGGAGCCACAAUUACCCAUCCCAUUUCCACAUGUGGAGAAGAAAACAUUCUUUGUUAUCCAAGAGGAGAUCGCUACCCAAGAGAGGACAUCUUUCUUCACGAAUUUGUCCAUGGAUUGCACAACUUGGGCAUUGCUUCAAACGGUGCUAUUCCAAGUUUUGAUGGGAGGUUGAGCCAGCGAUACAACUACCUAAAGCGGACGGGGUACAGAUGGAGGAAUACGUACGCCAUGUCAACCGACAGGGAGUAUCUCGCAGAGGGGGCUCAGAGUUUUUUCGACUGCAACGACGAACAAAAUCCGCCGAACGGAAUCCACAACCACAUCAAUACGAGAACAGAGUUGAAAAGUUACGACCCGGUGCUUUAUGGCUUUUUGAAGGAAAUAUUUCCUUGUCAGAACAGAUAUCUGAAACGAUGCGACGCGCGUGCUGGUGUGAAGCCAUAUCACUUCAAAAUGAAUUGCGACAAAAAUGGCCGAGGGGUCUUAAUGGAUUUUCAGACGAAGCGACCCGUGGGGACAAAACCAUCAACCCCACCUCCAAAUACUCAACCCCCACCCAAUACUCCACCUCCCCCUAAUACCCCUCCUCCUCCAAACACCCCUCCCCCUCCAAACACCCCUCCUCCUCCUAAUACCCCACCUCCUCCUAAUACCCCUCCCCCGCCAAACACUCCUUCUCCCCCUAACACCCCUCCCCCUCCAAAGCCUCAAACGCCUCGUCCACCAGUAGAUUGUAAAGAUAACCAUUACUUUUGUGGUACGUGGGCAAGAAGAGGAGAAUGUAGAAGAAACCCAGGUUACAUGUGGAAAAACUGCAAGAAAGCGUGCAACAAGUGCGGCGGCGGUGGGAGCUGCACAGAUCAAAACAGAUUAUGUGCCUUUUGGGCCGGACGGCGAGAAUGUCAGAGGAAUCCAAACUUCAUGCUAAUUUACUGUAAGAGAAGCUGCCGAGUGUGUUGAUCAAACAAGAUGAUUUUGCUAUGCAGGGAAUAUUAGCUUCCUGAGCUUUGAGUUAAAGUUUGGUUUACGUGCACGUUAAAAGGACUUCGGUAUUAUUUUUUCAUUCUGAGAGCGAUCAGCAGGUAAUUUUUUAUUUAGCGGUAAUAUUGAUAUUAAUUGAGUACAGUUCUCGAGGCGAGCAAAGA